AUGAAAAAUUUGAGUCAACUAGAAUUAACGUCUCGUUGGCCAAAAAAUCAUCCAAUGUUCGAUACAAGAAUCAAUAUGUAUCCAAUUGGAAAUUUGAAAAAUCUCUGGUGUUUAAGAAUUGAUUGUGACUAUGGUGUUAAAGAUGAAUUUUUGAUUAAUCUUUGUAACAAUGCUAAAAAAUUAGCGCUUUUAACUGUAACUGGCACAAAUAUAAGUGAUAUUGAAUUAGAAACGCUGAAUAUAUCAAAUUGCAUUAAUGUUACUGAUAAAUCAGUACUAUUGUAUUAUCUGAUUGGAACAUAUAAACGGCCCAUUGUAUCACUGAUAAAUGGACUUGCGAUGGGAGCUUCAAUGGGAAUAUUUUUUCAUGGAAAAUAUAGUGUAGCAACUGAGACAACUCAAUGUGGAGUACCAGAAGUAUUAGUUGGACUUAUUCCAGGUUUUGGUGCGAGUCAUUUGUUUCAAAAAAAAUUGGAAGGUCAGCUUGGAUUGUAUUUAAGUCUUACUGGUCGUAGUUUGAAAGGUGUUGAUGUCAAACUUACUGGUAUUGCAACGCAUUACGUGUCAUCAUCGAAACUGCCAGAAGUUACUAAAGCUUUACUUGCACCUGGUGAUGGAGAUGUCAAAAAAAUUCUUGAUGAAUACGAUGAACAAGAUCCUCAUGCAGAAUCAUGUUUGUCUAAGUAUACAAAACAGUUGGAUGAAUGUUUUUCUGGUGAUAGUGUUGAAGAUAUUAUUCAAAGACUAAAGAAUGAUGAUAGUGAAUGGUCUCAAGGUGUAUUGAAACUCCUAGAUAAAAUAUCUCCAACAUCUCUUAAAGUAGCAAAAAAAGCUUUCGAAAAAGAAAAAGAACUUGGCUUAGUUGAAAGUUUAAAAAUGGAAUUUAUUGUCGCACAAAAUAUGAUGAUUAAAAAAUCAGAUUUUGAAGAAGGUGUACGUGCUCAGAUAAUUGAUAAAGAUUACAAGCCAAGCUGGAAUCCACCAACACUUGAUCAAGUCACAGAUAAAUAUGUAGAGAAUUGUCGAAAUUAA
Messenger RNA from Aphidius gifuensis, 1032 nucleotides. RefSeq names its product 3-hydroxyisobutyryl-CoA hydrolase, mitochondrial-like. Gene Ontology annotation, cellular component: mitochondrion. The record is from RefSeq and is a predicted model, not a curated record. NCBI's taxonomy places the organism in Eukaryota, Metazoa, Arthropoda, Insecta, Hymenoptera, Braconidae. The transcript has 5 exons. Gene Ontology annotation, molecular function: 3-hydroxyisobutyryl-CoA hydrolase activity. Gene Ontology annotation, biological process: L-valine catabolic process. Bases 1 to 1032 code for a protein of 343 amino acids.